Molecule: messenger RNA, 207 nt
Organism: Penicillium daleae
Lineage: Eukaryota; Fungi; Ascomycota; Eurotiomycetes; Eurotiales; Aspergillaceae
Exons: 2
Coding region: 1-207 (68 amino acids)
Source: RefSeq, a predicted model, not a curated record
AUGUCGCUCAACCACCUGCCGGUGGAGAAUGUUCUCCUCAUCAUCAAGUAUCUCGAGGGAAAAAGCAGGGCAUUGGCAAGCUUAGCAGCAUCCAGCAAGCGGCUUCUAAGCAUCGCCAUUCCUGUCCUGUACUCAGAUAUCAAGCUGAUUCCUAGGAUCCCCAAUAUCAAUCGACCGGUUGAGCACUUGGGAAGCUUCAAAGUCUGA